AUGAAUUCGUUGAGUUCACUAAUAAUUUUAAGCAUUAAUUUAAUUAUUUCAUCAGCAUCACAAGACUUGGACAUUAUUUAUUUUAAAUCCCACAAUUCUACAAAAUCUGAGAUUCCAAUCAGUUUUACUGCUUUCGGCCAGACCAUAAAGCUUCAAUUGUUGAGAAAUGAUAAAUUAUUAGCUCCUUAUUUUCAAGUUUGGCGUCACAGUGAUUCUAACGUUAUCGAAAGACUAGAUGAAUUAAGUAAACCACUGUCUUGCCACUAUAUACAUCAAGAUGAAUUAAUUACGGCUGCUGUUAGUUUGUGCGAAGAAGGACUGCAAGGAUUAGUAAUAUUAAACAAUUUCACUCUCGAAAUUACUCCAUUGGAUAAAAAUGAACAAGUCAUUUUUGAAGAUGUUCAUUAUGAUGAAGAAAUGCCGCAUGUUGUUAAGAGAUCUCAUUUAUCAUCAUUUUUUUCACCAUCAUCAUAUUCACCGUAUAACUUCAAUUCAGACUAUAAAUAUCCAUAUAUAAAUUCAAUCUUGGAUACAUUUGAAAAAAGACCACGCCGAAAAUUGACUGAUGAAUUGACCGUGGAAUUAGCAGUUUUCUUUGACGAAGCAGGCUAUAAAUUAUUUUCACCUUUCUUUGAUCACAGUGAAAAAAAAUUGCGCGAUAUGCUGUUAGCUUACAUCAACGCUGUACAAGCUCUUUUUUAUCAUCCUAGUUUGGGAAGAAGAAUAAAUAUUGUUUUAGUACGAUUAGACAUGAUGAAACAUCAACCAGCCGACUUGCCGCAUUACAAUGGUGAAAGAUUAAAAUUAUUAAAUUCAUUUUGUAAUUAUACUGCGGCUAAAAAUCCUAAAAAUGACGAUGAUCCAAAUCAUUGGGAUAUUGGUCUUUAUGUAUCAGGAUUGGAUUUUUAUGCAUAUGAAAAUGGUGAAAAAAAUAGUGUAACAAUGGGUCUGGCAACAGUUUCUGGAGUUUGUUUAAAUUCAUACGCUUGUGUUAUUGCUGAAUUUGGCGUGACAAAUCGAUUUGGUAAACCGUAUCCAUCUGCUGGUACCCAAGGAGAAACAAUUUGGUCUUCAUGUAGCCGAGAAGUAGCUAUUGAUUUACCACGAACAAAACCAUGUCUACUUGAUAAAAAUUUAGAAAAUUUUGACAAGACUUUGGACCAUUCAAGAUAUCUGACAUUACCCGGACGUACAUGGACUGCAAAAAAACAGUGCGAAUUAUUAUUAAGAGAUAAAGAUGCUGAUGUUGUUACACUUACUAACGCUUGUCAUACAUUAUCAUGUCGUAGUCCACAUCGUAGUGGUUAUUAUUAUGCCGGUCCAGCUUUGGAAGGAACCAUUUGUGAAGAGGGUAAAGAAUGUCGUGGUGGUGAAUGCUUACCGGCCUUGCACUUUUUAAAACCACAAUCUUCUGGAGUUAAAGGCAAUGAAGGUUGGAGUAAAUGGAAAGAAUUCUCUUGUAUCAGUGGUUGCAUAAAAAAAUCUAAAGGAUCAAAAAUUAGACGAAGAAUUUGUAAUAAUAGUCAAAAUACGAAUGGACAGCAAUUUAAUGAAGAUUGUAAAGGUCCUCAUUAUGAUGUUAUGAUUUGUAAAGACGAAAAGCUUUGUAAAAAGCGUAUAACUGCGGAGGAAUUUGCUACGAUCAAGUGUCAAGAGUUUAGUGAACAUUUGCCAGAAUUAGAUAAAUAUAGUUCAGGCUUACAAGCCCCUCAUGAAAUAGGAAGACCAUGGAUGGCUUGUGCUAUUUUUUGUCGACGAAAAGAUAUUGCUUCUUAUUAUACACCACGCAUUGAAUUAAAUGAUCUUGGUGUCGAUCCAUAUUUUCCUGAUGGUACUUGGUGUCAUAAUGAGAAUAAUCAAAAUUAUUUUUGUCUUCAACACCAUUGUUUGCCGGAAGAUUUUCGAUUUGCUAAAGACGCGUUGAGACGGACUACCACAGAUUUUAAUAAUUUAGGUCCACAAAAUGCUCAACCAGAUCAGUAUAAAAUUCCUGAUGAAGUAAUUAAGUAUUUAAGCUUAGGUAUUAAUGGUUUACCAUUGUCAAAAAAUUUUCCGUCAAAUGUUACAUCCACCGACAACGAAUGGACUGAUGAUGAUUACAUUGAAUUACCGGAUGAGUUAUUAUCAAAUUAA
Messenger RNA from Cotesia congregata, 2133 nucleotides. The record is from the annotation of a GenBank genome assembly. Lineage: Eukaryota; Metazoa; Arthropoda; Insecta; Hymenoptera; Braconidae.